Messenger RNA from Sinocyclocheilus rhinocerous, 1705 nucleotides. RefSeq names its product decapping exoribonuclease (gene dxo). Lineage: Eukaryota; Metazoa; Chordata; Actinopteri; Cypriniformes; Cyprinidae. Gene Ontology annotation, cellular component: nucleus; cytosol. The transcript has 7 exons. The coding region runs from base 142 to 1368 and encodes 408 amino acids. Gene Ontology annotation, biological process: nuclear-transcribed mRNA catabolic process; NAD-cap decapping. The record is from RefSeq and is a predicted model, not a curated record. Gene Ontology annotation, molecular function: mRNA 5'-diphosphatase activity.
UGUUUUCAUUCAUGCGAUUUACGCGCUCGAUCCGCUAACAGUAUAUGUUAUUAUCUGAAUAAACACGUACUAUCAAGAUAUAUUUGCUAAUGCUGAGAUCUGCAGGGGGUUUAAUUCGUUACACGACACUGAAAACACGCCAUGGCUCAACGUUACCACAGAGACCAUCACCACGAGUCUGUUGACAAAAGAUGCGGAGACUCCAGCGCUGAUUAUCAGACGAAUAAACGCCACAGAUCGUCAGAUGAAGGCCAGCACAGAGCAGCCGAGACUCUGAGCGCUCACAGACAGCUGUAUGAGAGACACUUCCCGCUCUAUAAGCAGCCCGUGGAGGUGGGCUGCUUCUCUCUGGACUCUCGCAGGAACUUCUGCAACGACCAGAGGCAGCUGCGCUAUUAUGUGCAGCCCACAAAGAGCCCAGAUUUUAAUUUAAGGGAUGGAUACACCAGCCGCUUCGUCAAAAGAGAUGACAGCGUGAAAGAGAAGCUUGAUCAUGUGCUGAAGUGGAUUCUGGCCAACAGAGACAAGAUCCAAACCAGGGACCAAACCCCCUCAUCCAGUGCUCUAGGAGUGGACUUUGUGACAUGGAGAGGACACCUAACCAAAGUGCUGACCACCCCAUACGAGACUCAAGAGGGAUGGAUGCUGGCCGCCUCCAAGUUCAGAGGCUCCAUCUACAUCAGUGAGGUGGAAACAGAGGCGGCCAGAGUGAACCGAGAGACCCGCUCGCAGCGGCAGGAGGAGAUGAUGUACUGGGGCUACAAGUUUGAGCAGUACAUAUGCGCAGAUGAUGUGGAUGGGACUCCAGACCCAGGGGGCGUCGUGAACACCAAUGAAGCGUUCUGUACGGUGGUUCAGACGCGUCUGGCCGACCAUAAGCUGCUCUUCUCUGGAGAAGUAGACUGCCGCGUCAAAGAGCCUGAUGCCCCUCCAGCACCGGGAUGUUAUGUGGAGCUCAAGACCUCCGCAGAAAUCUGCACCCCGAAGCAACGAAGCAACUUCCACAGGUAUAAGCUUCUGAAAUGGUGGGCGCAGUCGUUUCUUCCUGGAGUGCCACAGAUAGUCGCUGGGUUUCGAGACCAUGAUGGGAUAGUGGUGGCUGUUGAGACCUUCCCAACCUCGAAAAUUUCACAACUCAUCAAGAAUGAGUUUAACUGCUGGAAACCAACAGUCUGUAUGAAUUUCUGCAACGAUUUCUUGUCCUUUGUCAAAUCAGUCGUCAAAGAGGACGACCCAAGACUGGUGUACCUGUUCACAUGGGAUCCACACAGAGAAGUGACCUACGCCGUCCACAGAGACUCUCAGUAUACCUUCUUACCAGAGUGGUACAUCAAGGACAUGAGCAGUCCUCAUUCAUCUCACCACUGAUAUACUGAGCUCACACUGUAUGCAGGGCGUAAGGACAUCUUUGUCUUGUUUAUGAAUCAUGUACAUACUGUAUCAGAGCAGUGCAUGACCUGCCAUUGCUUGUGUUUUCUAUGAAUGCUCUGGAUUCAGUGUGUGGCCUUGGAAAGAACACCAAACAUCAGCAAACAUAUCGACUUGAUGUCCAUGUGCACGUUGACUUUUUUUUAAUAUAAAUAUAUUGGGAUUUUAUCCUUGAUAACCUCAAAAUAUCCUUGAGCUAUUUAACAAAAAGACAGUGUACCUAUUUGUGACCCUGGAGCACAAAACCAGUCUUAAGUCGCUGGGGUAUAUUUGUAGC